Messenger RNA from Papilio polytes (common Mormon), 872 nucleotides. RefSeq names its product 39S ribosomal protein L18, mitochondrial (gene mRpL18). Gene Ontology annotation, cellular component: ribosome; mitochondrion. The record is from RefSeq and is a predicted model, not a curated record. Gene Ontology annotation, molecular function: 5S rRNA binding; structural constituent of ribosome. Bases 295 to 810 code for a protein of 171 amino acids. Gene Ontology annotation, biological process: translation. The transcript has 2 exons. Lineage: Eukaryota; Metazoa; Arthropoda; Insecta; Lepidoptera; Papilionidae.
CAUCAGUGUUGCCAGUCCUGCGGCAAUUGUGUGGUGUGGGUGUGUUCUAGUUCUACGGCCUUCGGGCCAUCAAAAUCAAAUCCACCGAUUAUCCUUUCCCAUACAUACCUACACUGCUUUUACAUACACGAUGUACACGGCCGGAUAAAAAAUUUCAUUGGCAACACUAAUAGUCAUGGAGUGAAAUAGAUAGCUUAAAAAACUUACAAUAACAUAACCUUAAAAUAAUUUUUGUUGGUACAAGUGUUUUUAUUAUAUUAUUCUACUUGCCUUAGUAAUUUAAAUGAAAAUAAAAUGUUUUCAUCAAAGAACCACACUAUUUUAAGUCAGCUGGUUAGAUUUACAUCAUCGUUUCCAGAAUUUGUAAACAGAAAUCCGAGGAAUCUGGAAAAACUCCGGAUAGCCCGUAAACCAGAUGGUUACCACUUAGAAAAACCUGGACGCAAAUAUUGGCACAAGUUAGCAUUGACAAGGAGCAACAGGACAGUUACAGCACAAGUUUUUCAUUAUGUAAAUGGGCCCGUUGUUGAGGCGAGGACCUCUGAAUGGGCCUUAAGGAAACAACUCUACAGCAUCACAGACACAUCUGCAUACUAUAAUCUGGGCAGAGUUUUUGCUCAAAGAUGUCUGGAAUCGGGCAUCACAGAAAUGUAUUGUGAUAUAAAACCUACAAAAGGAGGAAAAGUUGAAAAGUUUUUGAAUGAAGUUGUUCGUGGUGGAGUUAAACUGGAGGAACCAGAUGUUUACAAGAAACCUAACCCUUGGGAUAUGCACAGACCAGAAAAACCAUGGGAAGUUAUCGAGGAAUAAAAAGUCAUAAAGCCAUAUCUGUACUUGUUAGUUGUGCAAUAAAUUGUAUGUAGUUAAAAAAC